AUGCCCUUCACCACACUGACUUUUGCUACAUCGCUGGAUUCGUCGCUCACCCUGUCGCCCGGCGCUCCCACUGCCAUUUCCGGACCUCGGUCCGAGGCCAUGACGCAUUACCCUCGAUCUCGCCACGACGGUAUUCUGAUUGGUGUUGGCACCGCCGUCGCUGACGACCCCAGCCUUAAUUGUCGCAUUGCCGGAGUCGGUGGUUAUGGUGGCGAUGGCCUCGACGGCCAGCCAAGACCAGUUGUUAUUGAUCCCACAGCCCGAUGGGAGUUUACCGACAACUCAAAGCUGUUCAAGCUAUGUCGAGAGGGCCGCGGGCGUCCACCAUGGGUCGUCACGGCACUCCGGAAACCACCAGCUGACAUACGGGCACUACUGGAGAAAUACGGAGGCAAAUACAUCAAUGUGGAAAUCCCUACCUCGAACAUUGGCGAGCAUCACCUUGACUGGAAUCUCCUGCUCGUGAGGUUCAAGGAAAAUGGACUCAACAGUGUCAUGGUUGAAGCUGGUGGCCAGAUCAUCAAUUCUUUGCUCUCGCCGCAGUACCAGCCAAACAUUGACAUGGUCAUCGUCACCAUAGCCCCAACAUGGCUCGGCCAAGGUGGAGUGGUCUUGUCACCCAGGAGAUGCUUCAAUGAUUCAGGAAUAGCUAUCUCAGCCGCGAGGCUGACUGGUGUUAAGUGGUACCCGUUUGGCGACGAUGUCGUUCUCUGUGGCCGGAUGAAUCUCUAG
Messenger RNA from Metarhizium robertsii ARSEF 23, 732 nucleotides. Its product is annotated as Dihydrofolate reductase-like domain protein. Lineage: Eukaryota; Fungi; Ascomycota; Sordariomycetes; Hypocreales; Clavicipitaceae. Gene Ontology annotation, molecular function: 5-amino-6-(5-phosphoribosylamino)uracil reductase activity. Gene Ontology annotation, biological process: riboflavin biosynthetic process. The transcript has a single exon. Bases 1 to 732 code for a protein of 243 amino acids. The record is from RefSeq and is a predicted model, not a curated record.